Molecule: messenger RNA, 1708 nt
Organism: Mus musculus (house mouse)
Lineage: Eukaryota; Metazoa; Chordata; Mammalia; Rodentia; Muridae
Product: predicted gene 11686
Exons: 1
Coding region: 1190-1708 (172 amino acids)
Source: RefSeq, a predicted model, not a curated record
AUCGAACCCAAGGGGUUUUGCCCAUACCAGGCAACUACCUUGCCAUUGAGCUUCAAGUCCAGUUCCUCUGUAUUGUUUUGGAUGGAGGUAAUAAGGCAAGAAAUAAAGUAUGCCACUUUUAAAACCUUUUACAUAAGCUUUCAUCAGAUCAACACAGAAUUGGGGAUAAUAUGUGGAGUUUAAAUGCUCAGUCUACUUUGAGCCUUUCACUUCCUCUUUGAUGCUUAUCACUUGAAGCUAAAGCUGUAUUCAUUUUUCACAGUGCCAUGUUUCAGCCAAGCAUUCAUGAAAAAAGAAACCAUCCCUCUUUCCUCCAAAAUUUCUAAGCUUUUAGCAGCUGAAUAACAGGUUUCCCCAGCAACUGAAACCAGACAAGGCUUUAGGACAAAUAACAUGAUAAGACUUUCCCAUGCAUCCAGACAGAGAGGCAAAUGCUAAAACCAUUACUAGCACUGUAAGCUCCAUCCAAAGCAGAGAACUACACCUAUUGCUUCUGAGGUUGUUUGUGUCCUUUUUAUGUAAAAAAGAGCAGAAUUCAUACGUGUGGUCAUCACUGCUACAAUAAAUGACUAUCGAGGAGCUUUGAUAAGGAAAAGGCUGAGACAUGGAGAGAUGGCUCAGUGGUUAAAAGCACUGCCUGUUCUUCCAGAGGUCCUGAGUUCAAAUCCCAGCAACCACAUGGUGGCUCACAACCAUCCAUAAUGAGAUCUCAUGCCCUCUUCUGGUGUGUUUGAAGACAGCUACAGUGUACUUAUAUAAAUAAAAAUAAAUUUUAAAAAAGAAAAAAACUGAUAGGCUUCACCGUUACUUUUUUUUUUUUUUUUUUUUUUUGUAAAUGUGCUGCCUGGAAAAAAAAAAACCCAUAAGCAACGUUUAGGACUAAACAAAAUAUGAGGGAAAGUUCAAAUAUUAGAUGAAAGACACGGUGCUACAUAAAGAAAAUUGGGGCCAAGGAAAAGGCCUAGUGGGUAAAGAUGCUUGCUGCCAAUCUUAAUGACCACCCUUGGAAUUCACACGGUGAAAGGAAAGAUAGAAUUCCUGACAUACCUCUAUGUGGGGUGAUAGACCGUGAGAGAAAGCUUGAUAAGGUCGAGCUAGGGCUUGAAGCCCUGGAGACCCAGAAGGGACAGAAGAGUUUUUCCUGCUCCAUGCCUCUGUCACAAAGCCACAGCCCUCCACAGAGAGAAUCAUGGCCUCAGUCAUGGAGGGGCAGCGCCCACAAGUCCCUCCGCAUGUAGAUGAGGCAUCUCAGGCCAAGCCAAUAGGAAGUACCUGCUGUCAGGCCCAACCCACCCCCAAACCGUAUAUAAGAUCCUAUCCAGGCCACCUCGGAGCCUGUGGAGGCCUGCUGGGAACAGGACUUCUAAAAGCAAGUCUGUCUGGAAGGCUGUGGGGCAAGGCCAUUUUUGCUGGCUACAAGCGAGGUCUCCGGAACCAAAGAGAGCACACGGCUCUUCUUAAAAUUGAAGGCGUUUAUGCUCGAGAUGAAACUGAGUUCUACUUAAGCAAGAGAUGUGCUUAUGUGUACAAAGCAAAAUACAAUACAGUGAUUCCUGGAAGCAAACCGAACAAAACCAGAGCGAUCUUGGAAAAAGUAACUCGGGCCCACGGAAACAGUGAUAUGGUUCGCGCCAAAUUCCGAAGCUACCUUCCUGCAAAGGCCAGUGGACACAGAAUCCAUGUGAUGCUGUACCCAUCCUGGAUUUAA